GUUGGCUCGGUUCUGCAGUCUGUGGGUGUUACGUGACUGACGUCAUAGUGACACACUCUAUGGUGGAGGUCUGCUGCGCGACCCUAUUAUUUCUUUUUUCACUUAGGCCGACAAGAGGUGGGGAUUUAAAAAUGGCGGAUUCCAUAGCCGCACGUUUAGCGUUGCAGGAGGAGCAAAUGCACCUUCUUACCCAGGAGAUUGGGUGGCUUCAAGCAGCCUCUGGAGAGGCAGCAGAGUUUUUCCGGGCAUGCAUUAGUAAGCCUGAGCUAGACACCCUCAGGAAUGAGAACGAAAAGUUGCGUUACAGGAUCGUGCACUUGAAACGGAGCCUUCGAGCCGAGUUGGACCGAAGCAAUGCUGUGACUGUCACAACGAGCAGCGACACCCAUGACAGUAGCCAGCAAGAACAUGGAGCCGGCGACGGAGCAAAGCCCCAGGAACAGGAACUGUUUUUCUUUCAUGACCUCAGUCCUGGAAGCUGUUUCUUCCUUCCCAAAGGAGCCUUCAUAUAUAAUACAUUAGUGGAAUUUAUAAAGGAGGAACACAUGAAGCGUGACUUUCAAGAGGUUAUUUCUCCAAACAUCUACAACAACAAGUUAUGGGAAACGUCUGGUCAUAGACAGCAUUACAGUGGCCAAAUGUUCACAUUUGAAGUGGAAAAAGAAAUCUUUGCUCUUAAGCCCAUGAACUGUCCAGGGCACUGCCUGAUGUUCAGCCAUCGACCAAGAUCUUGGAGAGAGCUACCUUUACGCUUUGCAGACUUUGGUGUAUUACAUAGGAAUGAAGUUUCUGGAGACUUGACUGGAUUGGAAAGAGUUCGUAGAUUCCAACAGGAUGAUGCACAUAUCUUUUGCUCAAUAGAACAGAUCACACAUGAAAUAAACAGCUGCCUGGAGUUCCUGCACACUGUCUAUUCCAUUUUUGGAUUUUCUUUCCAACUCUGUCUUUCAACUCGCCCAGAGAAGUUUCUCGGUGAUAUUGAGACCUGGAAUUUUGCAGAGAAGCAAUUAGAAGCAAGCCUCAAUGAAUUUGGAAAACCAUGGAAGACGAGUCCUGGUGAAGGAACAUUCUAUGGGCCUAAGAUUGAUAUAAAGGUGCAAGAUGCAAAUGGGAAGUACCAUCAAUGUGCUACUAUUCAACUGGACUUCCAGCUGCCUCUUCAAUUCAAUCUGACUUAUGUCGGGAAGGAUGGCAAUGAUACUGCCAGGCCUGUAAUUAUUCAUCGAGCAAUCCUGGGCUCUAUGGAAAGGAUAAUUGCCGUUCUCAAAGAGAAUUAUGGGGGAAAAUGGCCAUUGUGGCUCUCACCACAGCAAGUAAUGAUAGUUCCAGAAUGUCCUACUUGCAAGGACUAUGCUUGGCAGGUUUGCCAGAAAUUUGCAGAAGCUGGUUUUAUGGUGGAUGUAGACUUGGAUAACAAUAAAGAGCUAAAUGAAAAAAUUACGAAUGCACAGCUUGCUCAAUACAACUUCAUAAUGGUGGUGGGCGAGAAAGAGAAAGCAGCCGAAAGUGUUAAUGUCAGAACAAGAGAAAACAAGUUCCAUGGAGAGAUGACUGUACAUCAGGCUAUUAACAAGCUACAAAAACUGAAGACGUCUCGCUCCUUGGAAACGGAGAGAGAAUCUUAAGGCAUUUGGUUUGCAAUUGUAGUGCAUAGUAAUGAAUAUUAAGUUAUUUACUGUGCACCCAAUAAAAAUGUGCAAAAGACUGCAUAGGUGCCAGGAGUUUGAAAAUUUGUUUACUCCAGUAUGAGCAAAUGAGCGAGUGUGUGUGUGUGUGUCACCUGUAAUGAAAUGUUGCCCAAUUCAUUGACAUUUCCUGCCUUGUGGCCAGUGUUGUAGGAAAGGCUUCAUCUCCUCCAAACCCUGAGCUGGAUAACACCUAUGAAAAUAAAUGGUUGGAUGGAUGAAUUAAUUAAUUGGUCAUUCAAGGCUGCUGAGAACUGGCAUUUCUGUUCAUGAUGUGUUCCUUUCAUACUGUUACUUAUGUAUUCACUUAACAGAUGCAAUGAGGAAGAGUUCUCUUACCUUAAUGGUUGCAACAGGUCUCUUAUGUCUAAUAGUGAAUUGAGGUUUUGUGCUACUAAUACUCACCUUAGGCUUUGUGGCCAUAUUUGUACUAGUUCAGCAUUUGACUACAAGCAGAAUCUAAAGGAAAUGAAAUUAGGGUGACAGCAAAUCAUGUAAAUUAAAAAUUGCCCAGUUAUAAACUGCUUUAUGUACUGAA
This is a messenger RNA of Erpetoichthys calabaricus (reedfish), 2223 nucleotides long. It is a transcript of the gene tars3, whose product is annotated as threonyl-tRNA synthetase 3. NCBI's taxonomy places the organism in Eukaryota, Metazoa, Chordata, Cladistia, Polypteriformes, Polypteridae. The transcript has 11 exons. The coding region runs from base 60 to 1625 and encodes 521 amino acids. Gene Ontology annotation, biological process: threonyl-tRNA aminoacylation. Gene Ontology annotation, molecular function: threonine-tRNA ligase activity; ATP binding. Gene Ontology annotation, cellular component: cytoplasm. The record is from RefSeq and is a predicted model, not a curated record.